Messenger RNA from Penicillium brasilianum, 1625 nucleotides. The record is from the annotation of a GenBank genome assembly. Lineage: Eukaryota; Fungi; Ascomycota; Eurotiomycetes; Eurotiales; Aspergillaceae.
GGAGACCGCGACGGGCCUGCUUCAACAAGAACACAACUUACAACCAUAGUCGUCAACGAGAAUGAGGAUACGAGCAGCACGGAUCCCCGUGCCCAGAAAGCCCGUCACAAGGUCCUUAAUAGACCAAAUACCACAGACUGCCACACCCUCCAAGAUCAACCCAACACCCUCAUCAAACCCAAACAAGCGCACUCUCGAAGAACUUACGCCUACCGAUCUAUGCUACUACUGGGAUACCAAACCCCCAACCCCGUCCCAACUCGCCUUCGCAGACAAGAUAUUCAUCCCGUCCCGCCAUUCACCCCUCAAACUAUGGUCUGCCAGCAAAUUCCGCACCACACCUAUCUCCUCCAUCGAGCCAGAAGUCGCAUUCCUCGGCCGCUCUAAUGUCGGCAAGAGCUCGCUGCUUAAUGCUAUCAUGGGCCAAGACAUAUGCUGGACAUCCUCCAAACCGGGUCGCACACGAGAAAUGAAUGCAUUCGGGAUUGGCGGUACAAAGGGUGGCGAACAUAAGGUGGUGUUGCUUGACAUGCCCGGUUAUGGCAAGGCGAGUCGCGCGGAAUGGGGAAUGGAGAUUAUGAAGUAUCUCCAGGGCAGGAAACAACUCCGCCGGGCCUUCAUCCUCAUUGACAGCGAACACGGCAUAAAGCAGAACGACGCCGAGAUCCUCAGCCUAUUCCGCCGCAACGCGAUCCCCCACCAAAUCAUCCUCUCCAAAGUCGACAAAGUCCUUGCCAAGAACAGAAAACAAAUGAAGUCCGGCGCAUCGGCAAUUGGAAUCCAGCGGCUACAGGAUUUUCUGCGCAAGUUGCAGCCGCAGGUGCAGCCGGAUCAGAGUAUAUCGAACGGGCCCGGUGCGUUGGGGGAGAUUUUGACGUGUAGUGCUGAUACGCAUGUGGGACCUGGUCGAGUGUUGGGUGUUGAUGCGGUGCGAUGGGCUAUCUUGUCGGCGGCGGGUAUUGAUGGAAGUUUGGAGGGUGUGCAGCCUACGCCGGAGGUUCCAACUUGAGUGGACGGGACUAUCACGAGAAUAUCAAGUCCACGAUUGGCGAAGAUUUAGGUACUCUACAUACGUGCCCAGUGAGGACGAACUUAGCACCAUUCGUCCACCCAAAGACUGGGGGCACAACAAAUAUCCGACCAUUCUGGGAAGAGGCUCCUAAGUGUCUACUGCCGCCUCUUGGUUGAGUAUGUUGACCGAGGAGAAGUCUCCCGGCCCCCGGCAAAAGGAUGCGUCUGAAUCUUUAAGCCCACCGCUAAAUUCGCCACGGGCAAGGUUGUGCUGGGAAUGCAAGCCUCCCAGAUGAUACUAUUAUACCCACUUGACUCAGAGCAUGCAAGAAAUUAUAUUAAUAGCCAAUUUGGGUUGUAUCUAUUACCACCUAACAAGAUCAUGAAUAUUGAAAAUAAGAGACGUAAUGAUCAGAAUCCAGUGUCGCAACAGGCUCCUAGGACAGUAUAGAACCCAUUUGCCAUCUUUUACGAAGCACAAGGAAUGAUUUUAACAUGCAGGACACAGGGACAUUGACGAUUGCAAACAAUAAGAGACAAAAUUGUAGGUUAAAUGCAGAGAGGACGAUAGAUAGGAUCAUGAACGUGUAAAAGGAUAGCAGAAACCCCCCCCC